AUGCGUCCUUCAGCCCAACUUGCACUCGGCGCGCUGUGCGCCACGGCGGCGCGGGGUGAGUCUCAGGAGCCCAUCUCGGGUGAUGAUGAUAAGAGCGUACGGGGCAGCCCGUUCACCAAGGGGUAUGAGAAACAUGUCGGCGAGCUGUUGGAGAAGUGGCAUGUGCCCGGCGUGGCAAUCGGCAUCGUGGACGGGGACGAUAUCUGGACCGAGGGCUUCGGCAUCGCAACCUACCCAUCCACCCCAGUGACCCCCUCAACCCUCUUCUACUGCGCCAGCACAUCCAAGGCCUUCACGGCCGCGGCGCUGAGCAUCAUGAUCGACUCGGGCAACUACACGGCGCCCGCGGUGCACGGGCAAGCCCUGGCCUGGGACACCCCGAUCCACAACCUCAUCCCGGAGGACUUCGUGCUGACCGACGCCUGGGCGACGACGCACAUCACCCUCGAGGACGCCCUGAGCCACCGCACGGGUCUCCCACGGCACGACAAGGCGUCCACCCACCGCGUGGUCGCCGACCCGGCCGACGGGACGAAGCGCAACGCCACCGUCCGCGACGGCGUGCGGUUCCUGCGGUACCUCCCCCUGAACGAGCCGCCCCGCACCAAGUGGCAAUACUGCAACCAGAUGUACGUGGUGGCCACGCACGUCAUCGAGACCCUCACGGGCGGGCGCUGGCUCGGCGACGUGCUGCGCGGGUGGAUCUGGGAGCCCCUGGGGAUGCGGUCGACCUACUUCUCUUUGCCGGACGCGCUGGCGGCGCCGGAGCACUUCGCGGGCGGGUACGCGUGGGACAAGGAGAAGGAAGAGUUCUCCAGCGUGCCGUUCAUGCCCGUCGACGAGGUCGGCGGCGCGGGCAGCGUCAUCUCCAACGUCGACGACUACACCAAGUGGGUCAGGAGCCUGCUGCGCGAGGACGGGCCCGUGCCCAAGAGCGGCCACGAGGCCGUCAAGACGCCGCGCGCCAUCGUCAAGCCCCUGGACAUGCUGCCGUCCGCAGAGGGGCCGUACGACACCCCGGAGCUGUACGCGCUGGGCUGGGAGACCACGAGCUACAGGGGCCACAGGUUCUGGACGCACGCUGGCGGGAUGCACGCCUACGGGGCGGAAGUUUUCUUCUUCCCGGAUCUCGACUUUGGUGUCGUUGCACUGGGCAAUACGGCGGGGUCAUCCAACAUCGUGGAGCUGCUCCUGAUCUGGGAGCUGGUCGACGAGAAGCUGGGCAUUCCCCAGAGUGAGAGAUACAACUGGACAGCAAGUUUCGAGGGAUUCGAGAACAUGACGGACGCAAAGCUCGAAAAGGCCAUCGACAAGUACUACCCAGACCGGCCCGCGCACAGCAUCCCGCCGUCCCUGCCACUGGAGGCCUACGCGGGGACAUACUUCCACCCGGGCUACCUGAACUUCACGCUGGAGCUGGUGGGCUCGGGACAGAAGACGAACCGGGCCAAGGCCGCCCUCACGGCGGAGCGGCCGGACGCGACCUGGCCCUCCUACAACGAGUUCGAGCACGUGUCAGGAGAGUACUGGAUGAUAUUCAUGUAUACACUAAACCAGCCGGCGGGCGUCAUCGGGGAGUACGCGCCGGCGCAGUUCCGCGUCGGCGCGGAUGGGAAGGCCGACGCGCUGGGGGUGACGUGGAUAUCUAUCGACCUCUCGGGUGAUGACACUAUCGAGGGCCUCGUGUGGUUCGAAAGGAUCGAGUAG
Messenger RNA from Diaporthe citri, 1707 nucleotides. RefSeq lists its product as uncharacterized. Bases 1 to 1707 code for a protein of 568 amino acids. Lineage: Eukaryota; Fungi; Ascomycota; Sordariomycetes; Diaporthales; Diaporthaceae. The record is from RefSeq and is a predicted model, not a curated record. The transcript has 3 exons.